AUGAUCGAUCAGUCGGAGCAUGUCGGAGCAAUGGGAGGUCGCAAAGCUGCGAACGUUGGAAGGACGACUCCGACGAGCUCACGGGCGAAGGGAUCGUGCGAUGAGUUCACUCAGACGCCUCGGCAGCAGCUUCGGGCCGCCGGGCAGCAGAUUCGAGCUCAAGGCAGCUGCAGACGGCUGAUGAUUGGAGUGCACGGGCCACGUGCACGUGCGAUGAGCUCACUCAGACGCCUCGGCAGAUCGAGUCCUGGAACCUCUCCUGGGAGGAUGAUGCACGACAAGCGUCAAGGGACUAGCUCCCGGCUGCGGGCAAUUGAAAGGGGUGAUGUGGGGCUUGUGAGAGGAUGGCCUCGGUGCCAGUGCAGCAGGCCCACCUGUGUGGUGCAAGAGAAAGUGUCCAGAGCAUUUGGAUGCCGAGAUGAGGGUGAGCAAGCCGCCAUUGCCAUCAGGACGAAUCCCCUGGCUCAGCUCCGGGCUGCGCAGCCGGCACCCGGUCACCCGGUCGGCGCGGAACAGCACGACUUGACUGCAAUCUACUAUGUGCAGGUUGGUCACGAAUGCCUUGGCGUUUCGACCGGCGCUUCAGCUGCUUAA
Durusdinium trenchii is the source of this 594-nucleotide messenger RNA. Lineage: Eukaryota; Dinophyceae; Suessiales; Symbiodiniaceae. The record is from the annotation of a GenBank genome assembly.